GGAGUAAAACCGUACGAGUGUGACGAAUGUGGGAGAGUUUUUGUCAACCUUCAAGGCUUAAGUCAUCACAAGGUUACUCACAAUGGCAGCAAACCGUACGCCUGCUACUGUGGUAGAUCUUACACUACGGUAGGUAAUCUCAAGGCUCAUCAGAAAACACACAGUGGAAUUAAACCCUACAGCUGUGAAGAGUGUUCGAAGACAUUUACCACAAAACAAGGCUUAAUUUAUCACCGGACAUUACAUACAGGAAAUACACCUUAUAAAUGUGAUGAAUGCGGAAAAUCUUAUUCCUACAGUGUGGCUCUAAAUGCACACAAGAAAACACAU
Molecule: messenger RNA, 330 nt
Organism: Lottia gigantea (owl limpet)
Lineage: Eukaryota; Metazoa; Mollusca; Gastropoda; Lottiidae
Exons: 1
Biological process (GO): regulation of transcription by RNA polymerase II
Cellular component (GO): chromosome
Molecular function (GO): chromatin insulator sequence binding
Source: RefSeq, a predicted model, not a curated record